AUGGCGGACACCAGCACCUUCGCGGCGCCCCCGCCCCCGUGGAUGCCAUCCCCUGCGAUGUUCUUCACGCCGCCCGCGCUGCCGGGCUACUACCAGGGCUCCGCGGCGGGCACCGUGCCGGAGGCGCCUCGGGAGGGCGGGGGCUCCAUCGGCACGUUCUUUGGCGUGCUCGCGGCCGUCCUGGUGCUCACCGCGGUGUCCUGCGUCUUUGGCCGCGUGUGCCGGGCGCAGGCCGAGGGACCCGACGAGGUGUACGACUGCGCGAGGCUGUCGCGGCGAUGGCGCUGGUGGAGCGCGUCUCCCCGGAUCGUCAGGCGCGGGGCCAAGCCGCCGCCCGUGGAGGAGGUGCCUGCCGCGCUGCCGCUGCCGGAGCCAUGA
Molecule: messenger RNA, 378 nt
Organism: Triticum turgidum subsp. durum (durum wheat)
Lineage: Eukaryota; Viridiplantae; Streptophyta; Magnoliopsida; Poales; Poaceae
Source: the annotation of a GenBank genome assembly